Daphnia pulicaria is the source of this 2691-nucleotide messenger RNA. Its product is annotated as probable chitinase 10. Gene Ontology annotation, cellular component: extracellular region. Gene Ontology annotation, biological process: chitin catabolic process; carbohydrate metabolic process. The record is from RefSeq and is a predicted model, not a curated record. Gene Ontology annotation, molecular function: chitin binding; chitinase activity. NCBI's taxonomy places the organism in Eukaryota, Metazoa, Arthropoda, Branchiopoda, Diplostraca, Daphniidae. Bases 36 to 2585 code for a protein of 849 amino acids. The transcript is spliced from 5 exons.
CUAAAUCAUAAAAGGCCCCAAAGUCACUGGUGAGGAUGAAAAUUGUUUGGGCGCUGGCUCUUUUGUCCUGCUGCGCAAUUCCAUCCGUCGUAGGAACUCGUUUCGUUUGCUACUUUCCUAACUGGACAUUUUACCGAGGAGGUGACGGAAAUUACAAAGUGGAAAACAUCGAUCCAUUUUUGUGCACCGAUUUGGUGUAUUCUUUCGCCGUCCUGGAUGGAGCCACGUACACAAUAAAAAUCUUUGAUUCGUGGGUUGACAUUGACAAUAAGGGCUACGCCAAUUUUGUCGCACUCAAAACUCGCAACCCUCAACUGAAGACGACCAUCGCUAUUGGAGGCUGGAACGAUUCUCUGGACGGAACCAACAAGUACUCGAAUAUGGUGGCCAACCCGGCUAACCGAAAGAUUUUUGUUGAUUCGGUCGUGGCAUUUCUUGAACUUUACAAAUUUGAUGGACUGGACCUCGACUGGGAAUAUCCGAGUGGUGAAUCCGACAAAGCAGGAUUUGCUGAAUUAUUGAAGGAACUUCGACUUGCCUUGGGAACUAAAUUGAUUUCUGUCGCUGUAGCGGCAAACUCGAAAAUCAUCGAUGAAGGCUACGAUGUGGCAGUGAUGGCCGAAAAAGCAGAUUACAUUAACGUAAUGGCUUACGACAUGCAUGGGCCUUGGGAACCUCAAACAGAUCACCACGCUCCACUUUACAACAGAUCCUGGGAAACGGUGGAUAACAACAUCGAUUUCAUCGUCGACCACUGGAUAAGCAAAGGACUUCCUGCAAGCAAGAUAAACUUGGGAAUUCCCCUAUACGGAAAAAGUUGGAUCCUUGGAGAAAGUGUCGAACCGGAAUUCCUUGCUAAGACAAAAGGGGCAGGACCAGCUGGUCCACUCACAGGAUCAACUGGUUUUCUAGGAUAUCACGAAAUCUGUAAUUAUAUCCAUACUGAAGGUUGGGAGACUGUUGACGAUCCUGAGUACCUGAACGGUCCCUAUGCGUUUUCUGCGAGUAACCCAAAGUCAUGGGUGAGUUACGACGACACCAAAAUGGCUGCCAAUAAGAGUCAAUACGUCAUCGACAAUCAACUGGGUGGAGCAAUGGUUUGGGAUAUCAGUACCGACGAUUUUCGCAAUAAAUGCGGUGGUGGAGCCAAUCCUCUGAUGACAACUAUUUCAGACAAAGUCAUGAAUGCCGGAUCCCGCUUUAUUUGCUAUUUCCCAAACUGGGCCUACUAUCGUCCAGGCGAUGGCAAGUAUGUAGUAGACGACAUAAAUGCCACACUCUGCACCGACAUGGUCUACGCUUUUGCAAUCCUGGAUGGGAAAACUUUCAAGAUCGUAGAAUUUGAUUCUACAGUUGAUUUAGGAGCAAAUCAGUUUUAUUCAAAAUUCGUCGAUCUCAAGAAAAAGAAUCCGAGUUUGAAGACAACCAUCGCGAUUGGGGGCUGGGACGAUUCUCACAACGGAACCAAAUAUUCGGACAUGGUGGCUAGCUCAGCCAACCGAAAGACUUUUGUUGAUUCGGUCGUGGCAUUUCUUGAACUUUACAAAUUUGAUGGACUGGACAUUGAUUGGGAAUAUCCGAGUAGUGAGUCUGACAAAGUUGGGCUUGCUGAAUUAAUGAAGGAACUUCGAGCCGAAUUUGAUUUACGGACACCGAAAUAUUUGCUCACUAUCGCUGUGGGAGUCAAUAAAACCAUUAGCGAACUCGGAUACGACAUACCGGUGUUGACCGAGACAGCUGAUUACAUCAACAUUAUGGCCUAUGAUAUGCACGGGCCAUGGGAACCUUUAACUGACCACCACGCCCCGCUCUAUAAAAGGGAUUGGGAUACAGAUGAGACCAACAAUAUCGAUGCUGUCGUCCAGUACUGGAAAGAUAGUGGUAUGCCGUCCUCAAAACUCAUGCUGGGAAUUCCCCUAUACGGCAAGUCCUGGACACUCGAUUAUACUUACACGGAGGAUCCCACGCUUCCGGCACCCGGUUUGGGACCUGGAGCUGCAGGACCUUUAACCAAUCUACCAGGCACAUUAGGAUACAACGAAAUCUGUAAUUAUGUGAAAAACGAAAACUGGGCGGUGGUUGUCGAUCCGACAUUCCAAAUCGGUCCAUACGCUUCCACUCCGAGCGUGCCAAAGACUUGGGUUGGUUACGACGAUCCCGUCAUGGCCAAUGUCAAAAGUCGCUACGUUUUGGAUAGGGGACUAGGCGGAGCCAUGGUUUGGGACAUGAGUACCGACGACUUUAGGAACACUUGUGGUGAUGGACCCAAUCCUAUUAUGACCAACAUUUCACGAACUGUUGGGGUGACGACAUCGACUACGACGACUUCGCCGGCGGCGACCACCAAGACUACUACAGCCAGCACCUCGACGACUACGGGUGAGACAACGACAACAACGCCAAUAACACCCCGUCCAUCCACUACCAAACUGUCCACUUGGCCAAGAGUCACGACACAGGCUACGACACAGGCUACGAGUUCGAAAACGCCAUUUAUGCCAAACGAUGGGCACCGAAUCGCUGGCAAUAGUCAGCAACUCACAUUUUUGGCUUUCGGGUUUAUUUUAAUUAAUUUAGUUUUCUAGGACGUCAGAAUUCAAAUUUAACCAUUUUUAAUAAUUUCUAAUAUUUUAAAUCUUAUUACUAUAUAUUCAAAAUCUGCUUGAUUCGGCCCGCAAUACAUACGAGUGA